GUUUACCCCUUACGCCCAGAAGUACAACGAAUCAACGCUGGAAAGUUGCUCGAGCAAAUUAACAUCUGUGGUCCGGUGAAGGCGGGACAGACGCGCAUUUUCUGGGAGCUCGGUAAGUUUCCGGCCGUGGCGGUGACCGGCCUGGGCGACGCAUCGAAAUGGGACGAGCUGGACGAGAUCGAUGGUGCGAAGGAGAACGUGCGCAUAGCGGCGGCGGCCGGCGUCCGGGCACUGUCGGCGAACAAGAUCGCGGACAUCGUGGUGGAGGACAUGGAGGCGCAUGCUCAGCAGGCGGCCGAAGGUGCAACGCUGGCCAACUACAAGUUUCAGGCGUUCAAGAGCAAGGAUAAGCAAACGCCCUUGCCAACAGUAAUGUUUGCGGAGGACGCGAGCGGGAAGGCCGACUGGGAGCGGGGUGUGAUCAUUGCUGAGGCGCAGAAUUUCGCUCGUGUAUUGAUGGAAACACCGGCCAAUCACAUGACGCCCAGUAUAUUUGCCGACACCGUGAAGCAGCGGCUGGGCGCGGCAAACGUUGAGGUGGUGGUGCACGACGAAGCGUGGGCUAGGGAGAAAGGGAUGGGCUCGUUCCUGUCGGUCACGAACGGUUCGACGGAACCGGCCCGCUUUCUGGAGCUGACGUACCGCGGUUCUACCGACGAGCAGUGUGUAGCGCUCGUUGGCAAGGGAAUUACGUUCGAUUCCGGCGGCAUCAGCCUGAAGCCGUCGGCCAACAUGGAUCAGAUGCGGGCCGAUAUGGGUGGUGCGGCCAACGUGGUGUCUACGAUACUGGCCCUGGCACAGCUGAAGGCCCCGGUGCACGUGAAGGGGUUCGUUCCACUGUGCGAAAACAUGCCCAGCGGCACGGCAACCAAGCCGGGCGAUGUGGUGUACGCAAUGAACGGCAAGAGCAUCUGCGUCGACAAUACGGAUGCCGAGGGUCGGCUCAUCCUGGCCGAUGCGCUAUGUUACGCAUCGACGUUCAAGCCAAAGUUCAUCCUCGAUAUCGCAACGCUUACCGGUGCGAUUAAGGUGGCGCUCGGGGACUGCGUUUCCGGCGUGUUCUCGAGCAACAACAAGCUGUGGGAAGCGAUUCACGAGGCGGGCUCGCAGACGGGCGACCGUGUGUGGCGCAUGCCGCUGUUCAAGCACUACAGCGACCAGAUGUGCGACCACAACGGGUACGAUCUGAACAAUCUGGGCAAGGGCAAGGGUGGCGGUUCCUGUACCGCCGCUGCCUUCUUGCGCGAGUUCGUACCGAAGGAUACGCCGUGGCUGCACGUGGACAUUGCCGGUGUGAUGGGCGAUUGCAGCGAUCAGAGCUAUACCGGGUCGAAGGGAAUGUCGGGCCGUCCGAUGCGUACGCUGGUAGAGUUCGUUACCAAGGUCGGAAGUGCCUAAAUGAGAGGGGCGGGGAAUAUUGGGCUAGCACAUACACAACGUCAGUGUACGAAAGGUAGCAUUUGGCGAAUGCUUUAAUCCAGUAUAUGCAUUUGCGCGCAAUUAUGUUGCUCUCCCGUGUUCGGUCAAUCAGUUAGAUUCGUUUUGCCAUCGAUAACAGUACUAGCAUCACUUUAUAAAGCAUUAAUACAUUAUUUAGUGGAAGAAAGGAAGUUGUUUUUUAUUUUGAGUGCUAUUCACGGUUGGCAUCGCUUUGUUUGUUAAGCAUGUGGAAAAGGAAAGUUGUUGGUAAAUAAAUAGUCAAACCGUAA
Molecule: messenger RNA, 1709 nt
Organism: Anopheles stephensi (Asian malaria mosquito)
Lineage: Eukaryota; Metazoa; Arthropoda; Insecta; Diptera; Culicidae
Product: cytosol aminopeptidase-like
Exons: 4
Biological process (GO): proteolysis
Cellular component (GO): cytoplasm
Molecular function (GO): manganese ion binding; metalloaminopeptidase activity
Source: RefSeq, a predicted model, not a curated record